UGAGAGUGGAUGAGAUAGAGACUGCACCUUCUUCUUCUAUUCUAUUGCUGUAGCGGAGAUGAGAAUGAUGACUCUUUUCUUCUUUCUUCUUCCUCCCCCUCCCUCUCCCUCUCCCUCUCCCUCUCCUACUUUACUAUUCCUCUUCUUAGGAUCCCCAAAACCCCACUCAUGAAACCUUUUCUCUUACCUCUGUAAAGACUGUAAAUACAACUUUGUUACUCUGUUUUUUUUUUUUUCUUUUUUUUUGGUUUGCCUGUUCAUGUGUGUGCUUGUUUGUUUACCUUUUCCCUACACUCUUCAAAUUAUUCUGCUGUGUUGUAGAGUUGAUUACACCCCCCACCCCCCCCUCCCACCCUCCCACUGCUACCCCACUCCCUCUUUUGACCUACUCCUUGCUUUUUCAGCCUCAAUUCUAGGGUUUCCUUUUUUCCUUGUGGUUUUCCUGUCCUGUUUUUCCCUUUUCUCCUUCUAUAUUUCUUGAUCCUCGUGCUUCUGUCUUUCCCUGUUCGAAUUCUUGAGGAAUUUUGAUGGCCUUUACCAUUCCGGAUCAUUUCUAGGGGGGGUUUUUGUUUUUUGUUUGUUUUUUGGUUUGGUGUUAAUAUGGGUUGGACUUUUCAUUGGAUCAAAAACUUUAGUAUCACUUCAAAUUAAUACCGCUUUCUUGUCUGAAUCUUCUCUUGCUUUCUCUCUCUCUGUGUAUAUAUAUUUAUAUCUUGUGGCUGUAGCUAAAAGGCGGCGGGCGGUGGUGAUGGCGUACCAGCAUCAGCAGCAGCAGCCAGCGGUUCCGGGUUCGGGUUCGGGUUCCGGCGGCGGGUUUCACCACUUAAAUUUCCCGUUUGGGGACACCACUUUCACUAAGGUGUUUGUUGGAGGGCUGGCCUGGGAAACUCAGAGCGAGACCAUGAGACGAUACUUUGAGCAGUUCGGUGAUAUCCUCGAAGCUGUUGUCAUCACUGAUAAGAAUACUGGCCGAUCCAAGGGCUACGGUUUUGUGACCUUCCGGGACCCCGAGUCAGCUAGGAAAGCAUGUGCUGAUCCAACUCCAAUUAUUGAUGGGAGGCGGGCAAAUUGUAAUUUGGCUUCACUAGGACGACCCCGCCCUCCUCUGCCUUUUGGACGUGUAAGGUUACCUGCUCCUUAUCCUGGAAGUCUUCCGGCAACACGGGGUGCAUAUGUUGGAAACUAUAGCCACCAGCAAGCUGUGCCUUAUGGCUACCAACAAGGCGUUAUAUAUUCUCCUUAUGGGUACACAACAUAUGGCGGAGAUUAUAUUUAUCCGCAGGGCGUUUACAAUGCGUAUGGAGGUCAGCAGUACGUUCCGAUAUAUGUACCUGGAGCUGUUAACACACCCGUGUUCCCUUACAACCAGCUCGGCCAGGCUGUUCCUGGAAGUCAAAGUUAUACACCGUUACAUGGUUAUGCAAUGCCUGGCCACCAGGUUGUGCAGUUUGGUGCACCCAAUGUCAGUCCAGUAACAAAUUCUUCCCUUCCUACUAUUCAAGCACAGUAUCCUACAGGUGUUGCGAUGCCUGUUGCACCUCAACCACAGUUUAUACUACCUACUCAUUCUCCUCAAUUCAUGCAAGGUAGCGGCUCUGACCAAAAUGCAGGGUGAGAGGGUUGAUCAAGGUACUCCUAGACUGCAGCAGGACUAAGAACAGCAGUACUGCUACUUGAGUGGCGGGCUUCAAAUCUAGCCUUGCAAGUUGUUCGCUUUGCAUUUUAGAGGUCAUACAUAGUCGCACACUCACCAAAGAGCUCAAUAUCUGAAUCGCUCCUGAUGGUUACCGAAGGUGCAGAUGGAACCUUUCUCGUUUAAGAUCAUUACAUCGUCAUCGUGUAUCUAGACCUUGGCAUUCUGGCCGUCUCGGGGAUAGACGGGCAGAAUCGUGCAUGCUGCUUUGCAUUGAGGGACGCUGGAAUCGGUUUCUGGCGCCCCCUCUUUAAUGUCACAUUGUAAAAAUGUGUAAUUAGAAUCAACAUAUGAUUCUUAUAAUGUGGGCAAACCUCCCUCCCAGAUUCAGGUUGCUGGGUGGGUGUCUGUAUUAGUGCAUCCAUCCUGCAUUGUAUUUCAGAAUUCACAUUUUGGAUUCUUGGGCAUAACAAUAAUCUCAGACUUCUUUUCUUAUUCAACAUUCAUUUCUUGUACUUUGAACCAUUUUACAGAGCUCAUCUUCACAGUAUGAAAAGAAGCUCAUCAUUUUGAUUUUA
Molecule: messenger RNA, 2211 nt
Organism: Ipomoea triloba (trilobed morning glory)
Lineage: Eukaryota; Viridiplantae; Streptophyta; Magnoliopsida; Solanales; Convolvulaceae
Product: RNA-binding protein 24-like
Exons: 8
Coding region: 749-1615 (288 amino acids)
Molecular function (GO): RNA binding
Source: RefSeq, a predicted model, not a curated record